Molecule: messenger RNA, 363 nt
Organism: Prorocentrum cordatum
Lineage: Eukaryota; Dinophyceae; Prorocentrales; Prorocentraceae
Source: the annotation of a GenBank genome assembly
AUGUUUGUAGGCGGUACUUCCGCAUUCAGAGUGCAUUUGCGCACCGGUCGGGGCCGACGCUGGCAAAAAGCAGGGCACAUGUUUUUUUCUGCGACGCCCGCGCUGUCGGAAGCGGAGGCGGAGGACCCAGCCUGCUUGCCCACCGGCGCGGCCGCGGGGCCCCCGCAGUGCGCGAGGGGCCACGGUGGCCGAGGCGCGGGCGUCGGCGCAAGGGGUUUGGGGAGCAGGGCGCCAGAGCCGCCGCCGUUGCAGGCGCGCUGGGAUGAAGGCCGCAGGGCUGGGCGCCUGUGCAGGGAGAGCGUCCGGAGAGCAGGUGCUGCUGCGCUGGCCAUUGCAAGUCUGGUGAACCCAGUGAUUGCUUGA